Amphibalanus amphitrite is the source of this 1630-nucleotide messenger RNA. Its product is annotated as venom protease-like. The coding region runs from base 168 to 1352 and encodes 394 amino acids. The record is from RefSeq and is a predicted model, not a curated record. The transcript has a single exon. Gene Ontology annotation, molecular function: serine-type endopeptidase activity. NCBI's taxonomy places the organism in Eukaryota, Metazoa, Arthropoda, Thecostraca, Balanomorpha, Balanidae. Gene Ontology annotation, biological process: proteolysis.
AUACUCGCCUGCGGCCACCUGUCACUUUACACCUUCCGCUGCAGGUGAGGAUGACAGCCGCUGAGGCCAGUCACUGGGAAACAACAUGACGUCAUACACCGCAAUAGUGACGUCAUCAGGAGAGCGGCGGGCCUCCCAGGCCGGUUCGCCGGACACCUGGUGACGUCAUGACCGGCUCAAAAGCGGCGCGGGUACGGUCGGUCGGCCAGUCGUUCCGUCGGCCCCACACCACCCGGACCAUGCUCGUGGCGCUGACGUGGGCGGCUCUGGCGGCCAGCUGCGGCGCCUCAUCGCAGAUUUUUUUCGGCUCCGUGACCGAACUGGUGCGCCGCUCCAGUGAGUGUGUUUUGUCCGACGGCCGCCAGGGGCGCUGCAUGUACCCGAGCUCGUGUGAGGCGCUCUCGGGUCCGCAGCUGCCCGACUGUGUGAAGCCGUGCGCCAUGGUGCAGCAUGAGCUGAAGGUCUGCUGUCCGACGGAGACCACCAGCAGUGGUGACACCACCACCACCAGGACCUGCGGCCGGCCCGGCACCCCGCCCACUCUGGCUCGCAACAUCGCCUUCGGCCGGCGCUCGGCGCCCGGGCGGUGGCCGUGGAUGGCGCUGCUCGGCUGGCGCGAGUCGACCGGCUCCGGUCGGCACCGCUGGCGCUGCGGCGGCGCCCUCAUCAGCCAGCGCCACGUGCUGACGGCAGCGCACUGCGUGGAGCGCGCCGGCGCUCCACUCACAGUGCGCCUGGGCGAGCACGACCUGACCGAGACGGCCGACGGCCGGCACCAAGACGUGCUGGUGGCGCACGCCGCCGUGCCGGCCGGCCGGCGCGGCCACCAACAAGACCUGGCGCUGCUGACUCUGGCAGAGCCGGCGCGGCUCUCGGCGCACGUGCAGCCCGUCUGCCUGCCGUCGUCGGCGGCCGACGACCCAGCCGUCGGGGACGAUGUGGUGGUGGCCGGCUGGGGCCGCGUGCAGUACUCCGAGCCGCGGUCGGACCACCUGCGCGAAGCAGUGCAGCAGGUGCGGCCCACCGGCGAGUGCGAGCGCGCCUACCGCCGCGUGCCCGGCUUCGAGGACAACUACCCGGGCGGCCUGGGCUCGCGGCUGAUCUGCGCGCUCGACACCACGGCCGGCCACCAGGACUCGUGCCGGGGCGACUCGGGCGGCCCGCUGGUGGCGCGCGCGACCGACGGCACCUACACGGCUGUCGGCGUCGUGUCUCUUGGCAUGGGCUGCGGCAACCCGGCCUUCGGCAGUCUCUACACCCGCGUCUCCAGCUACCUGGAUUGGAUAGAACGGCAGAUGGCGCGACCGCAAGGUGCCCAUGGAAAUACAACGGUCACAGUCGUAGCCAAGUAGUCAGAUGUUCACAUUUUUAGCUUAUAGACCGUUGAUGCUCUAGACAGCUUGUCAUGAUCUCAGAUUAUGCGUUCGCAUUCUUGCAAUACAGUUGCUAGUUGUUAAAAUGUUAUUAGUUGAAUAUGCACACGGUUGAAGAUAUGCGACAGUCUCAAUCUAUUAUGUAUUGCAUUUUAUGAUUCGAUCUUGUUACUGCGAGCUGUUAAUUAUGUUUAGUAUCCGUUAGGUGCUAAAUGUGAGAUUCCAAAAUCAUGUAAAUACUACGACAUGUAGCAGUC